This is a messenger RNA of Nematostella vectensis (starlet sea anemone), 2942 nucleotides long. Its product is annotated as F-box/WD repeat-containing protein 5. Gene Ontology annotation, molecular function: protein binding. The coding region runs from base 336 to 1910 and encodes 524 amino acids. Gene Ontology annotation, biological process: protein ubiquitination. NCBI's taxonomy places the organism in Eukaryota, Metazoa, Cnidaria, Anthozoa, Actiniaria, Edwardsiidae. The transcript has 3 exons. Gene Ontology annotation, cellular component: Cul4-RING E3 ubiquitin ligase complex; SCF ubiquitin ligase complex. The record is from RefSeq and is a predicted model, not a curated record.
UUCACUUUAGAAUUUGAAGACCUUACGCUUCAAAUGUUCGAGGAGUCCUGCUGUUUUGAUAGUUUGGGUCUGUAGGCCCGAGGCUGAGCCGAGUUAAAUCCGCGAGGGCUUGGGUUCCACAAUAAAUAUGGCCGCCUGAAAAGGGGAUUUUUUUGUUUUGAGAAUCUUUUUCAUUUUUUUUAUAGCCUUCAUUGACUCUGCACAAAGUUGCCGACAAUUUAAAAAUUUAGACAAAAGGUGUUAUCGCCUAAAUAUGGGCCCAUGAGGCCUGAGUUUAUUUCAAAAUAAUUUUUUACGCCGGAUGAUAUAUUCUGCGUCUUUUCGCUGAUGCGACAAUGGAGGAAGUUGCUAAACAAGAUGGCAGUCAAGUAAUACACCUUCCUAUUCGAGAACUGAACCAUGGAUUUUGGCAAGAUCUACCAGACAGUCUCUUGCUAUUCAUAUUCGGGUUUUUGACCCCCAAAGAGGUGUUAACUGCCGGCGAGGUUUGUCGAAAAUGGUAUCGCGCAUCCAUGGACGAAGUUCUUUGGAAGUCUAUUUUUAUCAAAAGUUACAAUCUCAGCGGUAUCGAGAAAUCUCAGUUGCAGUUACCGUCUAGUUCAACACUCUGGAUCAAAGAAUUCGAGAGGCUUUAUUGUGAAACUCCUCUGAUAGAAGCACAAGUUUUAAAUGAGCACACAGACGAAGUGUUACAUGUAGCGUUUUCACACAACGGGAAAAUGUUCGCGUCUAGCUCGAAAGACUGUCACGCGAUUCUGUGGGAUGUGACGGGUGACAGUGUUAUUCUAAGGGAGAGGCUGGUAUUCAAACAGUAUGGGUGGGAGUAUGUCCAGUUCUGCGAGUUUAAUAGUGAUGACACUCUAUUGUUAGUGUCAGGAGUUAAUGAAAUGAGGAGGCUUAAUUUUAUGGGAGAAAUAAUCAUUUGUGAUCUGGAGGGAGCUGCCUUGGGGAACAUUGUCCAUGCAGUAAUCAGUGAGCCGUAUGAUGUAUUCGGGGCAUGGCUUACAGACAGGACUUUCAUCUGUGGCUCUUUUGAGUUCAUGGUUCCUUCCUAUGACUCAUCUGUGUCAGAGCUGUGGGCGAAUUGUGUUGGUGGCAACCAGCCUGUCAACUUGUGUCGCAUAGUCAAUGAAAGUGGUAGCUCUGUUCGUACAGUCCUUGUUGCUAGGCCAAACUUUUUAGCUGAGGAUGAAGUCUUUAUUAUUUUUACACAUGGGGUGGUAACGUACACCCCACAUCAGGUGGUUAUCAAGAAACUUAAACUAAACCACAAACCAUCAGGAGAGCUAGAGGUUAUAGAAAGCUGCAGAGUUAAGGACCAACGAUCAGAAAGGAGGCAACCAACAGAGAAUAUAAGCCAAUCAGAAGUCAGAUCAGACUCAGAGGGGGAGUUUGAAGAAUUGAGUUACACUAAACCAGAUCACUUGAUAAACACUAACUCGCAUAUCAUAGGCAUGAAUUUAUCUCCUGAUCAUGAUUUAUUGUAUGUAAACUGCCGAUUGUGGACCAACGCAGACAAGAUAGCAGCUAACAAGGAGGCCUUGCCAGAGAUAUCAAAUGAUAUUCACCUACGCGUGUACAGCUUAUCCACCUGUCAGUUGGUCAGGGAGCAUGUUGGCCAUCGGGCAUCCACCCCUAAUGACAAGUGUUUUUUCAUCUUCCUGAACAUAGCAGAGAAGCUAGUGGCAAGUGGUGCAGAGGAUUCAUGUGCACAUGUGUGGGAUCGGCACUUUGGUGUCAAGCUGGCAACCCUAACAGGCCACCAGAAUGUUGUCAACUGUGUCGCCUUCAACCCUAGAGACCCUGACAUGCUAGUCAGUGCUAGUGAUGACCACACCCUAAGGGUUUGGAAAUCCCGCCGCAGGAGUGGAAAGGCUGUGGUGAGAAAGGAUGCUGUAGGGUGCCUUUGAAUACUGUCAACAAAAGCCAAAUAGUAAAUACAAACAACAGUUUAUAUCCGUGUUGAGUUCAGCGAUCAAGUGACUGCAGCAUAAAAGUUUUAUUGGUGCUUAACUCCAAAAACUUUCCCCAUUAUGCUAUGAUCUAUGGCCAAUGUUAUAAUCAUCCAAAUCAAGUUACAAUUAUGUCACCAGAUGUCUUUAGAAGUUCUUUAAUUUUCUUUGUCCUCUGUCCUUGUUGUACGUCUUGUGGUUGUGCUUCUAGAGACAUGCUGAAUGUGAAUACCAUACUAGAACAUUGUUAAUCAUUUUUUAAGGAUAUUUUGUCCCCUUUUCUCAGACUUAGCCCAGCAAUUAUAGAAAUGUGCAACCCAGAGCUGUAGUAGGCCUUAAAAUAUGGGGGGGGGGGGGGGGGUACAGUGGCAUUAAUAAAAUUUGUAGCACAGCCAUACCCCUACUGGUCAUUAUAAUUUUUGAAAUAUUUUUUGGGAUGUGCCCCCAAUGUUCCACCCCUUUCUACAGCCCUGCAACUCGAUUGCUAUUUGAAAAUCAACACAGAUUUGCAGUGCACAAUUUAACUUUGAAAUUUAACAUUUCAAAUUUUCUUGGAAUUUUUCUUCUUGUAAAAUAUAGAAAAGAAUACCAACAGUGACAAUUGUGGCUUGUGACACCAGUGGAAGAUUAAAGUGUGAUGGGUUGGGCUGGUUGGGGUUGUGUAGGGUUGGGAGGGGAGGGUAAUGUUAAAGCUCAUGUUCAUAGGUUAAUGCCAUGGCAAGAAAAAUACAGAAAUUGUUAUAGAGAUAAUCAGAAAUUAAUUUUUUAUGACUGAUCUUGAUUACCUUGUUUUUUUUUUUGCUCACAUCUACUUCACUAAAGUAAGUUGAGAUUAAUACACAUUUUUUGUUUCUGGCUGGAUAAUGUUUUAAAUAAUAUCUUAAUUUUAUUUAAGGGGAACUUUUAAUUGUCAAGUUUGUGUUACAUUUAUAAUGAAUGAUUUGAUUGAAUGAAAUAUUAUUUACUGUAAUAAAACCAUGCUUAUUGUAA